CCGCGGCCUCGCAGAGUGCCCAAGCGCCCGGCGCCCUGGCCAGGGGCUGUGCGAGCGCCGAAGCUGCGGCUGGACCAAGAUGCCUGGUGAACAGCAGACAGAGGAGGAGGAAGAGGAAGAGAUGCAAGAGGAGAUGGUGCUGCUGGUGAAGGGUGAGGAAGAUGAGGGUGAGGAGAAGUAUGAGGUGGUGAAACUCAAGAUCCCCAUGGACAACAAGGAGGUCCCGAGCGAGGCGCCAGCGCCGUCGGCCGACCCGGCGCGCCCACACGCGUGCCCGGACUGCGGCCGCGCCUUCGCGCGCCGCUCCACGCUGGCCAAGCACGCACGCACGCACACGGGCGAGCGGCCCUUCGCGUGCACCGAGUGCGGCCGGCGCUUCUCGCAGAAGUCGGCGCUGACCAAACACGGCCGCACGCACACGGGCGAGAGGCCCUACGAGUGCCCCGAGUGCGACAAGCGCUUCUCGGCCGCCUCGAACCUGCGGCAGCACCGGCGGCGCCACACGGGCGAGAAGCCGUACGCAUGCGCGCACUGCGGCCGCCGCUUCGCGCAGAGCUCCAACUACGCCCAGCACCUGCGCGUGCACACGGGCGAGAAGCCGUACGCGUGCCCGGACUGCGGACGCGCCUUCGGCGGCAGCUCGUGCCUGGCGCGUCACCGACGCACGCACACGGGCGAGAGGCCGUACGCAUGCGCCGACUGCGGAACGCGCUUCGCGCAGAGCUCGGCGCUGGCCAAGCACCGGCGCGUACACACGGGCGAGAAGCCGCACCGCUGCGCCGUGUGCGGCCGCCGCUUCGGCCACCGCUCCAACCUGGCGGAGCAUGCGCGCACGCACACGGGCGAGCGGCCCUACCCGUGCGCGGAGUGCGGCCGGCGCUUCCGUCUCAGUUCGCACUUCAUCCGCCACCGUCGCGCGCACAUGAGGCGCCGGCUCUAUAUCUGCGCCGGCUGCGGCCGGGACUUCAAGCUACCGCCUGGCGCCACGGCCGCCACUGCCACCGAGCGCUGCCCAGAGUGCGAGGGCAGCUGAGCCACCGUUCUUGUCGCCGCGGGGUUGCGAGCGUCCGGCUUGUGGGAGGAGUGGGGGCGGACACGCUGGGACCCUAGACCUGGGGCCGCAUUAACCAGGACCUCCCUGGCUCACCACCAGGGGCUGGGAAAGGGUGGGAUGGCAGGCCUGGCUGCCUUGGAACUGGGAGGCAGGGAGAAUCCCCUUACUGGGAACCCUGGAAACAGUGCCCACUCCCCGCUCACUACAACCCCUUGACCCGUGUUAGUGAAUAAAGUAUUAUAUCCUCGCCCCACCUGUGCCUGUGAGUGAGGCGGGGGGAAGGAGGAAAGUUGGUGUCUUAUCCAGGCUUAAGUGACUUGAAUGAGUUAUGGAGCCAAGUGGGGCAAUAGGCCCAAAGGGGUUCCCUGAACUGGCUUUUUAUGUGUGUGGGGAGUCCUCAUAACUUAAGGUCUGGAAGGGUCCACAAAUAGAGCAUAUUCUGGUCAAGCAGCCGCUGCAUUGUUCGGCGAGCAGGCAUGAAUUUCCUUCUAGGAGAGAUGGGCUGACUUCAUUUCUUAACUUGGAUGCCAGCGUUCGGUGUCAGGAGGGCACAGGAUGAGGAGCAGGACAGGAACUGAAGUGGUGGCAAUUGUUACACCCCAGUCUGGACACGUUGAGUGUGAGGUAAACGCAGAGGAGUCAGGUGACUGGAAAUAACAGCUUGGGGAUAGCAGGUCUGGAGUGCAUGAUGCCUCUUCUAGAAGAGGGUACCCAAGGAAAGUCUGUGAAAGGACAGCCAGAGCUGGAAAGAAAACAGCGUCCUGUCUGGGAAAUCUAAAGGAAAGUGUUUCAUGGAGGGAGUGGUCACUCUGUUAGAUGCUGUAUCUGUAGCUCAGGGAAAGUGGUGACAGGAGGAGUGGGGGUGAAAGCCAUCCUUGAGUGGGCGAGAGUAUAAAUAGAAUGAGGAAGCCGAGUGGAUGGGUGUAGACAACCCAUUUUAAGAGGCUUGGCUGUGAAAAGCAAGAGGGAAAUGGCUGGAGGUUUGUUGGGUUUGUUUGGUCAGUAGGGAAGAAACCUGAUGAUGCUUUAUAUAUGCUGGUGGCAGAGCUGACCGAAAGGAAGAGAAGUUGGUUAUAUAGAAGAGAAGGGAGGUAACUCAUCAUGGAGAGGACAUACGAUAAGAGACCAGUAAGGAUAAGGUUCCUGCUGUCAGUAGUAGGGAGAGGAAAGGUGGGUCUGGGAAUACAAAGCUGAAGCAGUUUUAAUCCGCAUUUUGUUUUACCUGGCAAGUAAGAGGUCACUGGUUAAAAGGGAGUGAGGUCAUUAGUAAAAGGAAUGAGACCAGUAAAAAGGAAUGCCUCUUUAGGCUCAGAGGGGCAGCAAAAGUAGUUUGGAGGGUUUUUUCCGGCAUUACUGCACACUGAGGGAGGUAGGCCAUGGUUAUCCCCUAAAGGGAAGUGAUGUGCCUGAGGUCACACAAGGGGUAAAUCAUACGCACCCAACACUAGAGGUGCAAGUGGAAAUUGGCCUUGGGAGGAUAGGGGAGGAGGUAAGAGGCCCUCUCCAAGAUGAGAGGAGUCUCUCUGUUCUCCCUAUCAGACACUUGACCCUAAUUUGUGAGGAGGGCCCAGGGAGAGGAGCAUUAGGCUCUCACAGGGUUGGGGUCCUGAUCGAUAAAGGUGGGUUUUAGGCCCAGGACCCUCUUAACUGUUGACAUUCCCUGCUCUGGGGCCCUGAAAGUUUUGAGUUGAAAAAGCAAACAGAUAACUGCAAACUUAGAAAGUCCCUCCUAUAUGCCAGGCACUGUCCUAAGCACUCUCCUUAAAAACGACUUAAACCUUACAACCCUAUAAGGUAGAUACCAUUAUUUUAAUUUUAGAUGAGGAAACCAAGGUGCAGAAAGACUAAGUAAUUUAAUGAACGUCAUCCAGCUCGUAAUUAUCAAAGAUGGCAUUUGAACCCAGAUAGCCUGGCUCCAGAAUCUGGGCCCUUAACCAACACUACAAUAUAGCCUCCAGUCCCCUUUAGAGGCCCAGAAGGGCUAAGGGAAUUGCAUGACAUCAAACAGGGAUCUUGCUAGAAACCCACUCUCUCUGCCCUGUAGGUGGGAGGUAUACUAGAGAAACAUGGCAGCUGGGCUCAGAGGCAUCCCUGGUGCCCUGCUCCAGU
Molecule: messenger RNA, 3163 nt
Organism: Callorhinus ursinus (northern fur seal)
Lineage: Eukaryota; Metazoa; Chordata; Mammalia; Carnivora; Otariidae
Gene: ZNF771
Product: zinc finger protein 771
Biological process (GO): regulation of cytokine production; negative regulation of transcription by RNA polymerase II; regulation of immune system process
Cellular component (GO): nucleus; nucleoplasm
Molecular function (GO): DNA-binding transcription repressor activity, RNA polymerase II-specific; RNA polymerase II cis-regulatory region sequence-specific DNA binding; DNA-binding transcription activator activity, RNA polymerase II-specific
Source: RefSeq, a predicted model, not a curated record